This is a messenger RNA of Lathyrus oleraceus (garden pea), 432 nucleotides long. RefSeq lists its product as uncharacterized. The transcript has a single exon. Bases 1 to 432 code for a protein of 143 amino acids. Lineage: Eukaryota; Viridiplantae; Streptophyta; Magnoliopsida; Fabales; Fabaceae. The record is from RefSeq and is a predicted model, not a curated record.
AUGAUAGCUCAUAUCUAUGUGGAUGAUAUUAUAUUUGGAGGGAUGUUAGAUGAGAUGGUCCAACAUUUUGUCAAGCAAAUGCAAUAUGAGAUUGAAAUGAGUUUGGUAGGUGAAUUAACUUACUUUCUUGGACUCCAAGUCAAACAGAUGGAAGACUCCAUCUUUCUUUGUCAAGGAAAAUAUACAAAGAAUAUUGUGAAGAAAUUUGGAUUGGAGAAUGCUAGUCAUAAAAUAACUCCUGCUCCUACUCACUUGAAGUUAUCUAAAUAUGAAAAUGGAAUUAGUGUUGAUCAAAGUUUAUGUAGAAGCAUGAUUGGUAGUCUUCUAUACCUUACACCAAGCAGACCAGAUAUAACUUUUGAUGUUGGAGUUUGUGCUAGACAUCAAGCAGAAUUCAAAGUGAGUCACAUCAAUCAAGUAAAAAGAUUUUGA